AUGAUGACUGCUGGUAUGAGAGUCUCUGAUGAUGUUGCUAACGAAUACACAAAUUUGAGAAUGAAGAGAUCUCACAGAUAUUUGAUUAUUAGAGUAAAUGACGACAAGGAUGAAGUGAUCCUUGAUUAAGUCGGAGAGAGAGACGCUACUUUUGAAUAAUUCAAGGAAGCCAUGCCAAAGGACUAGCCCAGAUUUGCUGUCUUUGAGUUAGAAUUUACUGGAAACUCAGGUGCUAAUGAAGCCAAGAUAGUAUUUAUUCUAUAUGCUCCAGACAUCUGCGACUCAGGCGCUAAGUUUAUUUAUGCCACAUCAAAGGAUGUUGUUAGAAAGAAGGUUCAGCCAUUCAACAAAGAGAUCUAAGUUAAUGACUGGGCUGAUCUUGAUGAUGAGGCCUUCAUUAAGUACUUCAAGCACUGA
Stylonychia lemnae is the source of this 417-nucleotide messenger RNA. The record is from the annotation of a GenBank genome assembly. Lineage: Eukaryota; Ciliophora; Spirotrichea; Sporadotrichida; Oxytrichidae.